UCCGCCAGAUGGCAGCUGUAUCGGGUUUGUUACGGGUAUACGUUGCAGUGGCAAUUUCUUGAACAAUAAUUUCGUUAAAAGUUAACCGCAAAUGAUUAUAUGUAAACGAAUUGUAUGUCCUUUUAAUUAUGGCGGAAGCUACCGCUUCGGUUUCGACCACAAAAACUGAGACGAUUGAACAUAGUAAGAGUCCUGUGCUGAAAUUGCGUUUACAAAAGCCAAAGAGUAACAAGAAAGUCGACUGGACCACCGAUACCGUCGACAACGAACAUAUGGGAAAGAAGAGUUCAAAAUGUUGCUGCAUUUAUGAGAAGCCGCAUGGAUUUGGGGAGAGCUCGUCUGAAGACGAUGAUGAUGAGUGCGGACAUUGCAGAGGUCACAAGAAGAAGUGUCACAAGAAUCCGGUGACAGACGGCGAUGCGUCACAGCAGCCCGAGUCCAAUCCUGGUAUCGUGCAGGAGAGCUAGAAUUGGCGUCUGAAAAGUGCGGGACGAAUCGAGCAGAGCAGUCAUUAGCGCUAUCGUAUGCUACGCUUGCAGUGAUUUUGUGAUAUCCAAUGCCCACUUUUUCCAAUGAAGCCAAACAGUAGAUAGGGUAGGCAUAGACACUAGCUAAAGUGCAUUUUCUAUAUUAUAGUUUCACAAAGUCACCAUUUGGAUAAUCACUAUCUUAGGGCAUCGCAAUACGGAUGUAUGAGGAUUUAAUUGUGUAAAUAUGCAUCGAGCUAUUUUAUUUUGCGCGAUGUAGGUGUAAAUAUGUGAAGGACACUGGGUGCUGUAAUGCAUGUCAAUGCAAGGGUGGAUUGAUCAGGGGGUUUGAGGUCUUGCAUCUAAGUACUUGGCAAGCAUAGAUCUCUGAAUGCCCUUGGCCUUAUCCACUCAAUACAUCUUUGCCUUAUCAUACCAGAUUGGUAAUACAAUAAAUUCACCAAAAGGCUUCGCAAAAUUGGGAAUAAUAAUACAUAUAUGCAGUGCUUAGUAGUUAUCAUUCAUGAUUGCAUAGUAGGUUUCCAUCAAUUACCAGUCAAAAACUGUAUGUCACAUAAGCCAAUGAGUGUCAAAUAUAUCAAUUUAAUGUUGUCACAGAAUUCUUACUGUAUUUUGCUGAUGUCUUGCAACAUACAGGCAAGAGUUAUCUUAUUUAUUAAUAUCGCGUAUAGUAUAUAUGGAAUAUAAAUAUUGAUUCCUGCCAAUCAAUCAUAUGUAUGCAUAUUUAUGUAUAUGUAAUGCUAGUAAACUAACAACAUCACCAAUUA
Priapulus caudatus is the source of this 1255-nucleotide messenger RNA. Its product is annotated as protein phosphatase 1 regulatory subunit 11-like. The transcript is spliced from 3 exons. Bases 129 to 467 code for a protein of 112 amino acids. NCBI's taxonomy places the organism in Eukaryota, Metazoa, Priapulida, Priapulimorpha, Priapulimorphida, Priapulidae. Gene Ontology annotation, cellular component: nucleus. Gene Ontology annotation, molecular function: protein serine/threonine phosphatase inhibitor activity; protein phosphatase 1 binding. The record is from RefSeq and is a predicted model, not a curated record.